Quercus lobata is the source of this 448-nucleotide messenger RNA. Its product is annotated as chaperonin CPN60-like 2, mitochondrial. Gene Ontology annotation, molecular function: ATP-dependent protein folding chaperone. The record is from RefSeq and is a predicted model, not a curated record. The transcript is spliced from 5 exons. Bases 4 to 375 code for a protein of 123 amino acids. NCBI's taxonomy places the organism in Eukaryota, Viridiplantae, Streptophyta, Magnoliopsida, Fagales, Fagaceae. Gene Ontology annotation, biological process: protein refolding.
GAAAUGCUUGGAACUGCAAAAAAGGUGUCUGUCUCUCUUGAUGACACAAUAAUUCUACAUGAGGGUGGGGAUAAGAAGCUGAUUGAAGAAAGAUGUGCAGAGGCACCUGCAUUCACAAUAGCCUCAAAUGCUGGUUUUGAUGGUGCACUGUUUAUUGGCAAAUUGUUGGAACAAGAUAAUCAUAAUUUGGGUUUUGAUGCUGCUAAAGGUGUAUAUGUUGACAUGGUGGAGGAGAGAAUCAGAGAUCCUCUCAAAGUGGUUAGAACGGCUUUAGUCAACGCUGCCAGGAUUUGCUCCUCUUCACCUCUGAAUCUAUCAAAAGGGCCGCUUUGCAAGCUAUCAGCAAUGACCAAGUUUCUGUUCCCAGCCUUGUAAUAGCUGUAUUUACUCAUGAUCUUUGGCUGGAUCACUAUGAGUGCUAUUGUCAGCUGUUUGAAGAUGUCUAUGC